ACAUGUCGUGUCUUUCAGCUUUGAUCUGACACAGAGAGGGCUAAUGGUGUACUUCCUGUCCGCGGAGGGCGUAAAGCCCUCGUUCCACUCCGCUGUCCUCUUUAACCCCGCCAUCAACGGUUCCUCCACGCCGACACCCGUCAUCUGCCGUCUGGACGCUUCCUCGUCUGCUGCCUCACUGCAAAGCAACGUCUCGCUGACGUCAUACGACCUGUCGCCGGCGGAGGUCACGCUCCUCGGCCUCGUGUUUGGGGUGUUCUGGGUCAUAUCGGUGCUGGGAAACUCGCUGGUGUGUCUGGUGAUCCAUCGGAGCCGCAGAACCCAGUCGACCACCAACUACUUUGUGGUGUCGAUGGCGUGCGCGGAUCUGCUGUUGAGCCUAGCCUGCGCGCCGCUAGUUCUCCUGCAGGUUUCCGCGGGUCACUGGCCUCUGACCGCGGCUGCGUGCAAAGCCGUGCGCUACCUGCAGCAUCUGUGCCCCGGAGUCCAGGUCUACGUGCUUCUGUCCAUCUGCGUGGACCGUUUUUACACCAUUGUGUAUCCGUUGAGCUUUAAAGUGUCGCGCGAGAAGGCCAAACGAAUGAUUCUGGCAUCUUGGCUCUUCGACGCCGCGUUCGUAUCGCCGUGUUUGUUCUUCUACGGAUCGUCGGCGUCGCAAAACCACUGCGACUUCUUCCUGGUGGACAGCUGGGAUACUGUUUUAUUUGACGGUAACAUGGCGGAGGAGGCAUUCUGUGCUGCGUUUUUAAAAAAAAAUCAUUCCUGA
Messenger RNA from Sinocyclocheilus grahami, 766 nucleotides. RefSeq names its product probable G-protein coupled receptor 19. Gene Ontology annotation, cellular component: plasma membrane. The record is from RefSeq and is a predicted model, not a curated record. The coding region runs from base 44 to 766 and encodes 240 amino acids. Gene Ontology annotation, biological process: G protein-coupled receptor signaling pathway. The transcript has a single exon. Gene Ontology annotation, molecular function: G protein-coupled receptor activity. NCBI's taxonomy places the organism in Eukaryota, Metazoa, Chordata, Actinopteri, Cypriniformes, Cyprinidae.